This is a messenger RNA of Capra hircus (goat), 1036 nucleotides long. RefSeq names its product lysozyme C-1. The transcript is spliced from 4 exons. The coding region runs from base 40 to 543 and encodes 167 amino acids. The record is from RefSeq and is a predicted model, not a curated record. Lineage: Eukaryota; Metazoa; Chordata; Mammalia; Artiodactyla; Bovidae. Gene Ontology annotation, biological process: defense response to Gram-negative bacterium; defense response to Gram-positive bacterium. Gene Ontology annotation, molecular function: lysozyme activity.
GGAGCCACCAAAUCAGUGAGAUAAGAGGGGAGUGAAAAGAUGUUAAAUAGCAAGUCUGGCUCACCCUGGUCAGUCUGGACAUUUGACUUCUCAGUCAACAUGAAGGCUCUCAUUAUUCUGGGGCUUCUCUGCCUUUCUGUUGCUGUCCAAGGCAAGGUCUUUGAGAGAUGUGAGCUUGCCAGAACUCUGAAGGAACUCGGACUGGACGGCUAUAAGGGAGUCAGCCUGGCAAACUGGUUGUGUUUGACCAAAUGGGAAAGCAGUUAUAACACAAAAGCUACAAACUACAAUCCUGGCAGUGAAAGCACUGAUUAUGGGAUAUUUCAGAUCAACAGCAAGUGGUGGUGUAAUGAUGGCAAAACCCCUAACGCAGUUGACGGCUGUCAUGUGUCCUGCAGCGAAUUAAUGGAAAAUAACAUCGCUAAAGCUGUAGCAUGUGCAAAGCAAAUUGUCAGUGAGCAAGGCAUUACAGCGUGGGUGGCUUGGAAAAGUCACUGUCGAGACCAUGACGUCAGCAGUUAUGUGGAGGGUUGCACCCUGUAACUGUGGAGUUAUCGUCCUUCAGCUCAUUUUGUCUCUUUUUCAUAUUAAAGAAGUGAUAGUUGAAUGAAAGUUUAUACCAGCAUUAUUUCAAACAAAUAACGUUUUUACAGAAGCAGGAGCAGGUGGUCUUUCUUCUAAGAAGCUUAAUGUUUAUCUAAUGUGUUAAUUGUUUGAUAUUAGGCCUAUAAUAUUCUUCAGUUUGCUAAUGUAACUAAUACCGGUGAAUAUUUGUCUAAAACCUUAAUUAUCAAAUAUGUCUCCAGUACAUUCAGUUCUUAAUUAAAGCAAGAUCAUUUAUGCACCUUGCUGAUCAUGAAGGAAUAUAAAGAGGGAUUAGAUGAGCUGUUUCUUUCCUUAAUUUUAUUAGCAUAGAUUCAUGCAUUAUGACCAAAUUCAGAGGCAGAUAAGUAUUGAAAUAACUAAUUAACCACAGAUAUGAAAUUAUGCAUGCUGUAAAAAAUACAAACAAUUUCAUUAAAAGCUUUGCAAUUCA